Messenger RNA from Dibothriocephalus latus, 471 nucleotides. Lineage: Eukaryota; Metazoa; Platyhelminthes; Cestoda; Diphyllobothriidea; Diphyllobothriidae. The record is from the annotation of a GenBank genome assembly.
AUGGCCAAGCGGGAGUACGUUUACGCUCGGCGGUGGUGGACCGAAAUGCAGUCUCCUAACUUGGCUAAGAUACAAUCAACGCCAACCAGGGACUCUUCCUCCGGCGGCCUAGCCUUGAUAGUCUCGCGCGCCGUAGGGCAGCCCUCGGAGGAGGUUCAGAAGCAGGACAGUUCCGCGCAGUCGGUCGAAAACUCUUGGUUUUCCUCAUCAGCUGCCGGAUCAACUGUCGUUUCUGUGAGUAAUUACGAGUCCAACAUGCUGAUAAGAUCGCACGGUCGUUUCGAUGAGGUCGGGCUGGAUUACUUCCUCACCUAUUCGGAUGAUCCGAAGCUUUCAGUUUCCCAAGACACAUUUACAAGGCGCAUAAAACAUCCCUCAAAGACGUGCUGGGUUCCGCAAUUUCAUCUAUUACGUUUAUUCUUUAUGGGUGAUCUCGUUCUUAUACUUAGUGGUCACGGCUACUGCAUCUAA